AUGUGUGAUCCAGAGGUUUCGAUUCUCGUGCUGGGCGCUGGAGGGCUUGGCUGCGAGAUUCUUAAGAAUUUGGCCCUUCAAGGUAUCCCCACAAUUCACGUCGUAGACAUGGAUACCAUCGAACUAACUAAUUUGAAUCGUCAGUUUCUGUUCCGUGAGAACGACAUUGGCAAGCCCAAGGCCGAUGUGGCAGCCCAGUACAUCAAUGACAGACAUUUGACCGGGUUCGGUGGCCGUCCGAUACGUGUCACACCACAUUUUCAAGAUUUGACGCUUUUCAGCGACACAUUUCUGGAACAAUUUACACUGGUUAUAUCUGGACUGGACUCCAUAGAGGCUCGGAGAGCAAUCAAUUCACGGCUGGUCCGCAUUACUUUCGAGUCUAAGUUUCAAAAGUGUAUUCCGCUGGUUGACGGCGGCAGCGAUGGCUUCAAGGGCCACUGCAAAGUGAUUAUCCCAGGGUUCGCUGCAUGCUAUGAAUGCUCGCUAGCUACCUUGCCGGCUGAGACAGAGUCUUAUCCACUUUGCACAGUAGCGAAUAACCCCAGAUUGCCGGAGCACGUGAUAGAGUAUCUGCUAUCUGUGCAAUGGGCUGAAGCACACCCCGGCCAAGAUUUUGACUAUGCCGAUGGUGCGAGUUUCCAAUGGCUUAUGAGCAAUUCGCUCGAGCGGGCUGAGCGUUUCAACAUAGACGCUUCCAAGCUCACCCCACAGUUUGUACUGGGCGUUGUGAAAAAUAUCGUUCCCAGUGUUGCCAGCACAAAUGCAAUUAUCGCCGCUCAAUGUUGCAAUGAAGCGUCGAAAUUACUAUACAACGAAUACGACGUUGAAAGAUCCAAAAACUUUCUGGUUUACAAUGGAGAGGAUGGAUGCUUUGCCCACAGUUUUGUGCACGAAAGGUUACCUACGUGUUUGGUAUGUCAAGAGCCGUCUUAA
This is a messenger RNA of Lachancea nothofagi CBS 11611, 936 nucleotides long. The record is from the annotation of a GenBank genome assembly. NCBI's taxonomy places the organism in Eukaryota, Fungi, Ascomycota, Saccharomycetes, Saccharomycetales, Saccharomycetaceae.